Molecule: messenger RNA, 2443 nt
Organism: Crotalus tigris (Tiger rattlesnake)
Lineage: Eukaryota; Metazoa; Chordata; Lepidosauria; Squamata; Viperidae
Gene: HAVCR2
Product: hepatitis A virus cellular receptor 2
Exons: 6
Coding region: 84-833 (249 amino acids)
Source: RefSeq, a predicted model, not a curated record
AGAGAAGUUCAGAAACUUGUUUGGGAAACAAGCCUUCUAUUAAAUAGGUAGAAGGGAAACUUUUCUCUGGGUGAUCCUUUGCCAUGUUCUCUUGCUUGCUUCUGAAACAGAUCCUGCUUGUGGUAUUAACAGGUUCCUUCACAUCAUAUGCUGAGAUUGUCAUACAAGGAAAAGUGGGUGAAAACAUCACGCUACCCUGUUAUUAUUCAGUUAAGGAUCAUGGACUCACAGAUACCUGUUGGGGACGAAGUUGCCCAUUAGUGGGUAGUUGUCCCAAUAAAAUGAUUAGCAUUAAUAAAAAUCUGGAGAUAGAUGGGCAACUCGAAAAAAUUCAUCUAAUGGGAAAUGUCAGUCAAGGAGAUGUAUCUCUGACCAUUGUUAACAUAACAAAAGAUGAUAUGGGGACAUACUGUUGUCGAAUGGAAUAUCAAGGAUUGUUCAAUGAUGGGAAAAAGUUUUUCAAAUUACUGAUUGACGAAGCAUCGCUUCAUACAACUCCUAUAUAUUUCAGUACGUCUAAUUUUGUUUCUGAACCAAAACGGGUAUUCAUUACUGAAUCUCCAGUCAAUAAUAUUUCAUUUUAUAUGUCUACAAUAGUAAGGAAGCAAGGGAAGAAUCCAUAUUAUCGGAUAGGCCUAUACAUUGGUAUUGGAGCAUGUGCAAUUAUAUUCAUCAUUAUAAUCCUGCUAAUUAUAAAGUGGUAUCUACACAAGAAGCAGAAGACAAUUAAUUCUGCAAGUCAAGUGGCAUUUUCAAAUUUAGCAGCUCGAGGGGUUCAGAAUGUUCUCAACGAUGAUGUCCAUGCGCCGGAAAACAUUUAUCACUACAGUUGAAGAAUCAUGUUAGCAGGCUCAUGUCUAAGAAGGCACUCUAUUUGGAGCAGCAUAUUUGGAAAAGAGAUCUUGUAAUAGACGUAUAUAGAUUCACACUUUUGUUUAUAUUCAUGAGUGUCAGAUUAAUGUAUGCGAUAUGAAAUGAGAGAAUCUGUUUUAUGAUCUUGCAGUAGAAAUACAGUGCCUUGUUUAGCAUCUCCCCCUAUUAAUGCUAUGCGGGAGAACUGCCAGUUUCAGACUGUGCUCCAAUACUCAGUUAUCCCUUCUCUUGACAUUAAGCCCAAUGGCCUAUGCAGCUUAUUUGUCAUCCAUCUGCUACAGGUAGAGACAAACUGCAUUUGCAUUUUGCUUAUUUGCUUUCUAUUAUCAGCUGAAAUUUGGUGAAAAACAGCCAGCCAUAGGAUAGCUGCUUCUUACAAAAUUAUAAGCUCAUGUUUGGCUGUAUGGUCCUAUGAAGUUGGCACAUGCUAACCUGCUACAUCCUCUUUUGAGCAUUUGGAUGGAUAUAGAAAUGUAGGUAAUACAUUUACCAAUUCCAAUGCUGAUUUGACUUAACCUCAGUUGACAUUUUUGGUCCUGGGUACAGGUUUCACAAGACAUCUUUUCAUUGUUAUGAAAUCCAGCCACAAUCUUCAAGUAUUUGAAGGGGCAAUGACAUAUAGGGGAUUUCUACCUGUUGCUUCUUAUCUAUGGCUGUUUUCCAUGUGGAUCCUGAUUGAGAAUCCUGAUUUUUCAUGUUAUGUCAUUGUGUGAAAACUAUCUGCAUUAAUUGCCUACUAAAUGAGGAAGACUAAUGGGGGGGGGGGGGAGUCUAGUAUGUGCUCCACUUGAACAUAAUUCCUGUUUACUGAAUGAGACAAUCUUGACAUGAAACUCAUUUCCUGCUAUACCUGUCAAAGGUGGCAUUUCUACUAUAAACUUUUCCGAAAAGGUUUUCACAAUUUUGGCAAGCUUUACCUGGUCCAUAAUUUUUGCCAAAAAGCAGAAACAUAUGUCAAAAAUGAAGGAGCUAAAGCAAUGGCUCCCAAACUUUUCUAUACCCCGCAUUCCUAUAGAACACUUUGAUAUAUUCUCACACCCCUUACAAAAGCUUGAAAUAAUGGCAAUGAAUUAUGCAUACAUGCUAUAAUUUUGAAAACCCAAGUUUUUCUACCACCUGGAAUAUUGCUUCACACCCCCAGUUGGAAACCCCUGAGCUAAAGCAACUGAAAAUCUAUAAUAGUUGAUAGGUUUGGAAAAAAUAAUUAAAAUGGAGGGAUCAUUAUUUUGGUGGAUGAAAUUAUGCUCAAUUUUAUGUGGUGAAGAUGAUAGAUAUUCUUUCCAUUUUAUAAUAUGACUUUGGAAUUAGUGGUUAUUAUCCGUGUUAGUACUUGCCUAUAUUAUCAAAGGCAAUGUUCAAGCAAAGCUUUUGAUGCCAAAUAUUUCUAUAUUUCCUUAAGACAAUUUUCAGCCAUUUUUUAUUGUUUCUGAAUGAAACUCAGUUUACUAUCCAUUAGUUAUUUAUGCCUUCUGAUAGAGCAGUGGUUCUCAACGUUUGUGUGACGGUGACCCCCGUCACACAAACGUUCUGCGCAUGCGUGGCGCCGCGCGCAUGGGGGCAUCGCCCCCAU